This is a messenger RNA of Portunus trituberculatus (swimming crab), 6780 nucleotides long. RefSeq lists its product as uncharacterized. The record is from RefSeq and is a predicted model, not a curated record. Gene Ontology annotation, biological process: positive regulation of stress fiber assembly; actin cytoskeleton organization. Gene Ontology annotation, molecular function: guanyl-nucleotide exchange factor activity. NCBI's taxonomy places the organism in Eukaryota, Metazoa, Arthropoda, Malacostraca, Decapoda, Portunidae.
UUGGAGGACAAAUAGAAGGAUUACACAUGGUGUGAUGGUGUGAUGGAGCGCGAGUCAGGGCCGGAGCUCACCAUCUACUCUGCCCGCUACGCCUCGCCCCCAGCCAGGCCUCGCCCCGGCUACCCUGCCCUCGCCCACCACGCCCAGACUCACCACUUCCAUGACUUCGCUGCGCCGCCGCCGCCCGCCUCCGGGCCCAUCUCUUACCCGCCCCGCGGGCCGCUCCUGCACGUGGUGGGCGGGCAGCCCUUCUCGGGGCCUCUGUCCCUGCCACAGGGCUCAGGAUACUGGAGACCAACGCCCCGACGACACCACCACCACCAUCACACCUUCCCACCGUACCCACUCCUCCCGCCGCCGCCGCCGCAGCGCCUUCACUUCCACCCUCAUGGCCAUACCUCCCUGCCACACCUGGGUCUGCGGGAGCCGCCGCCACCACCGCCGCCGGCGGGAAGAUGGGAUGAAGAUCCCUGCUUCCUGAGGCCCAACUCCCCAGACAUGCCGUGUCCCCACAACCCCCGAGCCGUGCCCGCCCAGCAGGAGGACGGGACCUGCUUUGUGGUGAUGGGGUCCCGUGAUCCCAAGCACGUGCUUCGCCCCGUGGCCGCCAUGAAUCCCCAUGUGCUGCGUCACCAGCAGCAGCAGCAGCAGCUACAACAACAGCAACAACAACAACAACACCAGCACCAGCAACAGGAACAACACCGCAAGGAAGAACAACAGGCACGGGGCCAGCAGUCGUGGCAGCAGCGGCAGCAAGAGGAUGAGGAUGGCAUUUACUCUUACGCCGGCGAGGGAAUCUUUUCUCCUGCAGACGUGAUCCGCGCCCAGGCGGCGAUGGACGACUUUAACAGCUACGGCGGCUCCCUGGCCUCAGAGAACAUCUACGAGGAAAUCCCUGAAAACUGGCGGGGAUCGUGGGCGCGGCGCUCCCUGGUGGAGGAGGUGAUGGACGAGUACGAGCGGGUGCGGGCGGGUCACAGGCGGGUGCUGUCGGCCCUUAAUCUAGACGUGGAGACUCUUAUCCGCCCCGGCGGCCAGGAUGGCACCGCAUCACCGGAUUCUGGCCUCACCAUUUCCGCGUCGGACUCCUCAUGUGAACCCAACCCCAUUGGGUACGACACUCCGUCCCGCUCUCCCGCCCACGGGGACUCGGGCAUAGGUCUGUCCACGAAAGGAAACAAUUCCCCGAAAAGCAGCCAGAACUCUGCCGAUGGAUCCCCGAAGAAUAAGGGACGACUAGUCAAGUGUGAGUCAAUGGACAUUAAGGAAGCGUUCACGCGGCGGCCCUCGGGUGGGCGGGGCCGAGGCCUCAGAGAGAAGAUCGGCAGCGUGAGGGAGAAGAUGGAGAGGCGGUGGAGGUUUCCCAACUUCUCCAAGAAAGAUAAACGCUCCCCAGUUGACCUAAGCAGCUGUGCCCCCGCCAGCCUCUCAGACCUCCCCGAUGGGCGUGGCAGCAAGGGGGGAGAAGAGGGGGGCAGCUCCAGAGGCGGCUCUCCCCCUCCCCCCUCCCAUUAUGUCAUUUAUGAUGAACCCAACAAUUCCGUCGGGGUUAAGAGGAAUAGUUUUAGAGACUCCAGGUCGAGCAGGUCGAGUCGCUCCAGCCGGUCGAGCACGCUGAGCGGGCCUUGGUGUGAGGACCGCAUUUACGAGGACAUCUCAGACCUGGGCAGUGGCGGCGGCGGGAUCCGGGGUGGCGGGGCAGGAGGCACGGCGGGAGGCGGCAACGAAGAGACGUGGGUCUCUCGCCGCCUUCACGUGCACCGCCAGCUGUCGUCCUCAGACUCCUGGGGUUCCGAAGACUUCGAGUCGUACUCCAGCAACGAAGAGGAGAACGGAGGAGCCCCGGUCAAGACGCAGGCUCCAAAGUCCACGCGGUGGUAUGAUGGGUUUGACGGAGCGGCGGAAAAUGUGCAGUGUCUUGAUUCGGAAGAAACAAUCACUACUACUCACAAUGAAAAUGAACAACCAAAUAAUGAAGAAGAAAUAAAAGCAUGGUCUAAUUCAAAUGGAGAGGGCGGAGGGUGCGGGGAAGCAGGCAGCGGUGAUGACGGCAGCCCGCGCAGCUCCAGCACCAGCCAGCUUUUUACCAUCAACGAAGAAUGUGCAGAAGAAGGAGACCUACCCAUGCACAGCACCCCAAUCAGCCUUGAUACUCGCUACCUGGAGGAGGUGGACGCCUUCAUGCCAUCAUCCGGGGUGGUCCUGCGAGAGGGGGAGUCCCUGCUUGGUGAUGACCUCCUAAAUCGCUGGAGCAUCGCGGGAUCUGGAAUACACGACUCUCCGAGCCUCAAAGAAUCCAUAGUUCGUGACGCGUGGCACGACUCUCGGUGCAGUAAUCCUGAUGUGGUGGCCCUGGGACGUGAUUCGGAUUCAGGAGAAGAUUCUUCAAACGAUGUCUCUAAGGACUCGACGCCCGGUGACACGGAGGCUGUCGGUGAAGACUCAGGGAAUCACGGGUCCUGUGACUCAGUGCUGCGUGACUCUGAUGACAUACGAAUGAACACUAGUCAGAGUAUGUUGGACUUGCCCCGGUGCGUGGCGGAGGACGCGCCGCGGGCGGUGCGGGCCACGGGGCUGCGGCGCAGUGCCAGCCUCACCCUCGGCAGGAGCCAAAACCUGGAGAACUUUAAACAACGUAUCCUACGGAAGAAAGAACAGUGGCGAGAAAGGAGGCAGUCCACAAAGGGUCUGAAGGAUGCUGCACGCAAGGACUCUAAGGAGGACCAGCCAAAAGACGCUUCCAUUAAGCCAUCUGAAGAUCAUCCUGCCCCUGCCUUGGAUAACAAACUGUAUCGCUGGUUUUCACUUCGGAAAAGUGUUAACUACGACGUUGAGCGCCGGAGCAGUACAAUUGCCAACACUGAGCGCACCAGCUCCUACACGGCCACUGCCAAUGGCACCAACGGAGUCACAAACAGCAGGAUGCCAAAACUCUUGGAAGAGGCAGACUCAGAGCACGGGGGUCUGUUUGCUGAGAAUGGUGGGGUGUUCACCCACACCUUCCAACGCAGACACCAACCUCCAGCUCUCCCACCAAUGCCUCCAAACCUGAGUCCUGAGCAGAUCAAGAGACGGCACAUAGUUGCCUCUAUAGUUCACAGUGAGAACAAUUAUGUGGCAACCCUCCAAAGACUAGUCAAUGAAUACAAAAAGCCACUAGAGGACUCCAAGCCACCAGUAGUGAACGCAGCCAAACUCACCACGCUGUUCCACCGGGUGUCGGAGAUCCUGCAGUGCCACACAUUGUUCCGCAUCGCCCUGGCUGAGUGUGUCCGCCAGUGGGACCGAGAGGAGAAGAUUGGGGAUGUGUUUGUUGCUUCAUUCUCCAAAGCCAUUGUUUUGGACAUAUACAGCGACUUUAUUAAUAACUUUGCUCGUGCCAUGGAAGUUGCAAAACAAGAGUCAAAAAAGAAAACUGCAUUUGCUGACUUUCUAAAGAUGCGUCAGAUCACCUCGCCUGAUCGAUUGUCAUUCUUUGGACUCAUGGUGAAACCUGUUCAACGCUUUCCACAGUUUAUUCUUUUCCUCCAGGACCUGCUGAAGCACACUCCACAGGGUCACCAUGACAGAAUGUCCCUACAGUUGGCUCUCACUCAGCUUGAGUCUUUGGCUGAAAUGCUGAAUGAGAGAAAGCGAGAGGCUGAGCAGUAUCAGGCUUUCCGAGACACUCUGAAGCACAUCAACACUAAAUUUGCCCUGCGAGGAAUACAAGAAGGGAACCGCUACUUGCUACGCCAGGAUGACGUCUUACAACUGGAAUUCAACCAAGGUGGACUGAUAACUAAGAGCAAAGCACGAAGACUCUUCCUCACCAACGAUUUGAUCAUGUGUGUCACUGUGGUGCCAAAGACCAAUGACGAGUAUGGGCAGCAGAAUGAACGGCUCUCCCUCAAGUGGGCGUACCCUGUCACUGAUGUGGAGAUCCAAGACACCACAUCCUCCCCCACACUGAGUCGCCUCCUGGCCUCCGGUGCCAACAAGACAGGCUCCAUCAGCACCUCACGCAUCCCUGAAGAGACCCUGGGUUCCAAUGUUGACAAUUUGUGCCAAGAAAUGAAUGAUCUCAUGCAUGAUUAUGAGGUUGUUGCUAGAAUAUCAACACUAGUCUCUACACUCAAGGGAACAUAUGAUGGUCUCACCUUGGAGCAUUUACAACAAGUUUCUGGAAGUAUUCAGAGAGCAUUGCAUGUGCGAGAUGAGCAGAUGGCAUGGGUUGAUGCCUGCUGCCUUCAAUUUACUGUCAAGAACAAGGAUGGCCGUGAAAAAGAGACAUUCACUUUCCAAACAAAUAAUCCUGUCAUCAAAAAAGACUGGAUUGUAGAACUCCGCUUAGCACAGCUGGCACUUGACAGCUCCAACUCUCCAGCCUGGGAUGUACCAGAGCAGGAGAAGCGACCAUCAACUAAAAUGCCUCUGUUUGUCAAAUCACUUCCAGUUUUCUCUUCACCUUAUGACACUGAGGUGCGAUGUGGAUGCUGCUACACCUUGACGAUGGCCAGGCCCAGCCGGCUUUCUGGGACAGGAAGACAUCAAACCUACUUGUGGCUAUGUUCCACUGAUGGCGUCUCCUCACACAUCACCAUCUACCUCAUGCAGCAGGUUGGCUUAAGGGAGGUGGUGCGGGUGGACCUAGUGGAGGUGUGCAUCACCUCACUGCAGCACGUGCCGGGCAUCACCACCACCACUGAGGAGCCUUCCCUGCGUGCCCAUACAGUAUGGAUGGGCACUCACUCACACAGAUUGAUAGUGUAUAGCGGUCUGGACCCAGAGCGACAAACAGAACUCGGGUCAACAACAGUUCCAGCAGCAAUCACCACCAUCAAGUAUCAUUGUGACCAGGUAUAUGUUGGGCUGAGCAAUGGGUGUGUCCAAGUGUAUCGACGAGGCUCUGAUGGAGGGUGGCAGUUACGGGAGCCUCUCAGCAUCAGCCUUGGCAACCGGCCUGUGUCUGCCCUGCUGCCCAUCAAUACUCAUGUCUAUGCUGCCUGUGGAGACAACGUGCGAGUGGUGGAUUGCUUCACUGCUGAAAUAACUAAAAAGUUCUCAGUUCAUCAUGAAGGUGCUGGUGGUGUGCAGCUGAUGGCUCACUCUGGCAUUGGCCUCUGGAUUGCUCAGCAGAACACCUCAACAAUCUGCCUGUAUCACACAGAGACCUUUCGCCACCUUCAAGACAUUAAUGUUGCCUCCAACAUUAACCGUGUUCUGGGAGAAAAAGGUGUUCCUGCCUCAAACAUUAGUGUAACUGCCCUCAUUGCCUCACGAGGACUCCUAUGGGUGGGAACAAAUGUUGGUGUUGCCCUGACAAUUCCACUGCCACGGUUGGAAGGUGUACCUAUUAUCAGUGGUCGGGCAAAUGUUAGCUACCAUGCCCACAAAGGACCAAUUACAUUCCUCUUAACCCUACAACCCCAUGCCAGGCCACAUGCCACACUCCCUGAAUUGAGGUCCAGCUGUCGACCAUCAAGUCAGGAGGGUCAGUCACACCAGCAGGAUGGCUUGAGACUCACUAAUUCAGAAGAUGCACGAAGUGCUACUGCAACACCAAACCUCACUGCCCGGCUGGAGAAGCAGCAGAGUGACGGCAGCCUGAUCCCACCCCGACGUGUGCCCCCUUUGUUGCGACAGCAGUUCAGCUCCCCUGUAAUCCUGCGACGCAAACCCAGAGAUGCCCAGCAGCACAUGAGGCGCCUGUCCAAGACUCUUCCCCGAGGACUGGGACUUGGGACCUUAGCAGGCAGCCAGGAAUGUGAUGUCUAUGGCCUAUAUGGGGACUUGUUGAAUGUUCAUGAAUAUGAAGAUGAGCCCAUGGUGCCUGGGGAGGGACUUUUACUGUCCCGGUAUGAUUCUCUGCGUCGCAGUGAUCCAGAAUUAGCUGUGCCAUCUCAGGUCAGCAUGGACCGUCGGGUCAGACUCAAAGCCUCCCGACCACGUUCCCUGGACCUAUCAACCUGGUCAAUGGAUUCAAGAGCCUCUUCAGCAUGUACCACGUCCUCAGGGUCAGAAGAUGGCAGUGGCAGUGGCAUCAGCAGUGUCAUUACCUCUUGCAACACCUCAAGCCAGCCUGAGUCAGGUAACGUGACGUCCAACAGAACUUCCCGACGCAAGGAAACCGACCAGUCCAGAACACUCAUGACUCUUAUGGGCGGUCGAGGCUAUAUCAACCUGAGGCUCCAGUCGGACGACCCCCACAGCAGCCACACCAACGACAGUGAUGCGCAUGUGGUAGUGUGGGAGAUGAAGCUUUAGUCAUUCUUUUCUAGUGAUCUACAUUAAUUAAGCUCAUUUUUCUUUUAUUUUCUUAUAGUCUCUGUGCAAUGUGAUAUGUUUUAAGUAUGUGCCCAUAUUUAUGAUGACAUUUAGGCAGAUUAUUGUUCUUGGCCAAACCUACAAUAUAUAAUCACCUAAAUAUAUACAAAACCUGAAACAUUAAACUCUUUAGUGAAUGAGUGAAAUGUGAAGCAUUUACUGGUGCCAGUGUUGGUGAGAAUGCUGAUCAGUGUUGAGGAAACUCUUUUGAUGGUAUCAGUGUUAUGGCAAUUAAGAGACUUGUCUUGUUCUUAUGUUAAUAGCAAAACUCCAACACAAGAUUCAAGCUAAAUGUGUAAGUAAAACUAUAUGCUUGUCAAGAUGCUCUAUGGAAGAAAAUUACUCUAUAUAUUGUAGUAGUUAUUUAAGUGUAAAUAUCAGAUGACUGCUAUUUUAAAUACAUUAUUUUGGUCAACAAGGCAGGCUUCUGUGCUUGCCAUGGAAAUACUGCAUAUAAACAUCUAAUAAGAA